GAGCGUAUAGAGUUUGACAUCGGGGAGCUCUGCGAGUCGGUGUGGAACCCGGCUCCGCUCAUCAGCCUCUUGGACAAGUCCAGCCAGGGCGAUCCGAAAGAUUCCACAGACUCCAAGGGGAUAUUGUGGCUCUUGGACGACCAGGCCAUCUAUCCGGGCGCCUCUGAAGAUUCUUUCUUGCGCAAGGUGGCUUCCGGUUUCUCGAGUCGAGAUUGGAAACCGUUGGUUCAGGCAAGAAUCGAAGGAGAGAGCAAGGAAUUGACGUUGAACCAUCUUCAGGGGACGAGUCCCAUCCGCUACGAUGUUCAUGGUUGGCUGAAGGCCGUUCGGGACAAUCCCACCUCCCGGGUCGCUCCGACUCUCCUCCUCGAAUCCUCCAAGGAGGAGAUGCGAGAGGUGUUCACGGCCUGCAGUCGAUCCGCCGUCCCGUCGACGAUCUCGGGGAGCAUCGUGGGCGUCGACGGUGGGCUUCACGUGCGUCGGGCCUCGUCCAUCCGCAGGGGCUUCGCUUCCACCUCCUCUUCCUCGCUGCGGAGGAAGUCU
Darwinula stevensoni is the source of this 543-nucleotide messenger RNA. NCBI's taxonomy places the organism in Eukaryota, Metazoa, Arthropoda, Ostracoda, Podocopida, Darwinulidae. The record is from the annotation of a GenBank genome assembly.